AUGAACCCAGUACAGAGAAAUCAAACAUCCAUCACAGAAUUCAUCCUCCUGGGAUUCAGCACUAUCCCUGAACUGCAAAUCCUCCUUUUCCUGCUGUUUCUCGUGAUCUACAUUGCAACCAUGUCCGGGAACAUCCUCAUCGUGGUGCUUGUUGUGGUUGAUUGUCACCUUCACACCCCCAUGUAUUUCUUUCUUGGGAACUUGUCCUGCUUGGAGACCUGCUACACUUCAACCAUCCUGCCCAGCAUGCUGGCCGGUCUCCUGAGUGGGGACAGAACAAUUUUAUUUAGUGGGUGUCUCGCACAAUAUUAUUUCUUUGCUUCUCUGGUUGCAACAGAAUGCCUUCUCUUAUCGGUGAUGUCAUAUGAUCGGUAUUUAGCUAUAUGCAAUCCAAUGCACUAUGCUACCCAUAUGAGCGGCAGGUCUUGCCUCCAGUUUAUAGGUGGCUCUUGGAUAGGUGGCUUCCUAUGUAGUGGCAUAAUAACAUUGCCGAUAUCCCAAUUAGCUUUCUGUGGUCCUAAUGGUAUUGACCAUUUCUUUUGUGAUCCUAUCCCUCUGAUAAACCUCUCCUGUAAUGAUACUCUGCUGAUGGAAAUGUUGGCUUUCACUCUCAGCUUGAUUUUCUUACUGAUCCCAUUCCUACUUACCUUGAUGUCCUACAUCUGCAUCAUUGUGACCAUCCUGAGAAUCCCUUCCACCACUGGGAGACAAAAGGCCUUUUCCACCUGCUCCUCUCACCUCAUUGUGGUGACCAUGUAUUAUGGAUCUCUGCUGAUUGCCUAUAUGUUCCCAACAACCAGCACACUGAGAGACUUCAAGAAAGUUCUAUCUUUCUUCUACACUGUCUUGACUCCCCUGGUCAAUCCCCUCAUCUACAACCUGAGAAAUAAAGAGGUCAAGGAGGCCCUGAGAACAGCUAGCAGGAAAUCCAUGUUUGGACAAUGCUAACCAAUCAGUUUCCUUAGGUUAAAAUAAAAUAGAC
Molecule: messenger RNA, 982 nt
Organism: Gopherus flavomarginatus (Mexican gopher tortoise)
Lineage: Eukaryota; Metazoa; Chordata; Testudines; Testudinidae
Product: olfactory receptor 10A7-like
Exons: 1
Coding region: 1-948 (315 amino acids)
Biological process (GO): G protein-coupled receptor signaling pathway
Cellular component (GO): membrane
Molecular function (GO): olfactory receptor activity; G protein-coupled receptor activity
Source: RefSeq, a predicted model, not a curated record